ACCACGUUCACUUUUCCUUGCGCGAUUGUGCGAGGGACUUCAGAAUCUAGCUCCAAGUCUCAAUUCAAGAUGAUCACCAGGUUCAUCACCGAGGUUUCAACGACCUUCAAUCCGUUCCUACCCAGAGCGAAGACGGCCCGUCUAUUCCUCUCCUUCCUUCCACCGAAUGCGCGGCAGACUAUGAAAAUCGACACAAAUUUAUUACCGAGGACAUCGCGAGAUCCAAGUUUCAUAAAAUUGAAAUUCAAGGAUGGAAAGCAGAUGAAGCUGGAUGCUGAGAAGUUAGGGAUAAAGGGAGUUGUUGAAGAGGUGGAUAGACAUUCUAGAAUUCUGUCAAGACAGGAAGAGCUGAAUGGGAAUUGAUGAAUCAAGUUAUUGUAUAUUAUUGCAUAUGGGAGGCGUUCAGGAGCUUGCUGAGUAGUUUGCACAAGCUGUUAAAGAACGACCGACAUACCAAAUGUUCUAGUGUUUUCUGUGGAAAUCCUAGGCUCGAGGAGCUUUUAGUACAACGAGAGAACGAAAGGACUCGAACCAAACAGGGAAUAAGAUCGCUUUCUGGGUGCGGGAACAGCGUUUCUUCAUGUCACUUCACACGAAAUCCAAGAAAACGGGUCUAAGGCA
Molecule: messenger RNA, 621 nt
Organism: Hyaloscypha bicolor E
Lineage: Eukaryota; Fungi; Ascomycota; Leotiomycetes; Helotiales; Hyaloscyphaceae
Product: mitochondrial ribosomal protein L44
Exons: 3
Coding region: 70-363 (97 amino acids)
Cellular component (GO): mitochondrial large ribosomal subunit
Molecular function (GO): structural constituent of ribosome
Source: RefSeq, a predicted model, not a curated record